Messenger RNA from Daphnia carinata, 550 nucleotides. RefSeq lists its product as uncharacterized. Bases 2 to 529 code for a protein of 175 amino acids. The transcript has 3 exons. The record is from RefSeq and is a predicted model, not a curated record. NCBI's taxonomy places the organism in Eukaryota, Metazoa, Arthropoda, Branchiopoda, Diplostraca, Daphniidae.
AAUGGCCAGCGUUACUAUUAAUUUACUAGUUGCUGCUUGCAUUUUGACGCUGAUCAACGUGAGCUCCACAGCGGCAAAGCCCUUUAACACGAACAUAAAUACAAAUUACAAUAGUAACUACAAUGCAAACUUAAAUGCAAAUUACCUGAUCAGUUCACUAUUGAACUACAUUUUGGACCUAUUGCAAAUUAUCCACAAGAAUGGGCAACGUUCUAGACCUGUUGAUAUUCCACCCUUUCCUCAGCUUCAUGACAUCACGGACCUGCGGCAAAUCCAGUCACCAGCUACUCUUUCACUAUCACCCUCUUUCAACUUGAUGGAUGGCAAUAAGGAACCUACUGCUGUUAAUAAGGCCGAUGAAGAUAGAAAAGCCAUUGAAGCUGCCGUGGAUGCUUUCAAGGGACCUGAUGUCCCCGCCCUCGUUUCGCCAAUCCCUUUGGAUACGUGGGGUCUUCGUCUUGCAGUACCAGAGCCUCCGGAGAAACAAGCUACUAAAAUGGAACUCCUCAAGGCCCUCGCAGAAGCCUAAAUCUGCACACAAUAGAAACAU